CAGGUAUGAUGAUGUCAAACGUGAUGCUGAUGCUACAGUUACAGACACGGCCCCUGCUGGCGCAGCCUCUCUGAUUCUGAUCAUUCUCUCUCUCUCUCUCUCUCUCUCUCUCCCUCCCUCCCUCCCUCCCUCUCUCUCUCUCUCCCUCUCUCUCUCCCCUCCGCGUCCAGCGCUGGGCUUUUUCAGACAAGUGCAUCUCCCAACCAGGUCACAUUUCAGCCACAACACACCCGCCGCCUAUCACAGGAGUCAGAGCGCAGCCACAGGACCGAGGACGCCGGCCGGCGGCGUAGCUUCGCCCAUUGCAGGGAGCGAGGGAGGAUCGGGAGAGACUGCGGGAGCCGAGCCCCCCGGGUCCGGCCCAGACCACGAUGCGCGCUCCGGGGUGCGGGCGCCUGGCGCUGCCGCUGCUGCUGCUCCUGUCCGCGGCCGCCCUGGCCCAAGGCGACGCCAAGGGGCUCAAGGAGGGCGAGACCCCUGGCAACUUCAUGGAGGACGAGCAAUGGCUGGCGUCCAUCUCGCAGUACAGCGGCAAGAUCAAGCACUGGAACCGCUUCCGAGACGAAGUAGAGGAUGACUACAUCAAGAGUUGGGAGGACAACCAGCAAGGAGAUGAAGCCCUGGACACCACCAAAGACCCCUGUCAGAAGGUGAAAUGCAGUCGCCACAAGGUGUGCAUUGCCCAAGGCUACCAGCGGGCCAUGUGCAUCAGCCGCAAGAAGCUGGAGCACAGGAUCAAGCAGCCUGCCCUGAAGCUCCAUGGAAACAAAGACACCGUCUGCAAGCCCUGUCACAUGGCUCAACUUGCAUCUGUCUGUGGCUCUGAUGGCCACACUUACAGCUCAGUGUGUAAGCUGGAGCAGCAGGUGUGCCUGAGCAGCAAACAGCUGACAGUAAGAUGCGAGGGUCCCUGCCCCUGCCCUACGGAGCAAGCUGCCACCUCCACCACCGAUGGCAAACCAGAGACAUGCACCGGGCAGGACCUGGCUGACCUGGGGGACCGGCUGCGGGACUGGUUCCAACUCCUUCAUGAGAACUCCAAGCAGAAUGGCUCAGCCAGCAGUGGAUCUGGCCUGCCCAGAGGUCUGGACAAGAGUCUGGGGGCCAGCUGCAAGGACUCCAUUGGCUGGAUGUUCUCCAAGCUGGACACCAGUGCUGACCUCUUCCUGGACCAGGUGGAGCUGGCUGCCAUCAAUCUGGACAAGUAUGAGGUCUGCAUCCGCCCCUUCUUCAACUCCUGCGACACCUACAAGGAUGGCCGGGUCUCCACCGCUGAGUGGUGCUUCUGCUUCUGGAGGGAGAAGCCCCCCUGCCUGGCAGAGCUGGAGCGCAUCCAGAUCCAGGAGGCUGCCAAGAAGAAGCCAGGGGUCUUCAUCCCAAGCUGUGAUGAAGACGGCUACUACCGGAAGAUGCAGUGUGACCAGAGCAGUGGCGACUGCUGGUGUGUUGACCAGCUGGGCUUGGAGCUGACUGGCACCCGUACACACAGAAGCCCUGACUGUGAUGACAUUGUGGGCUUCUCUGGGGACUUUGGCAGCGGCGUUGGCUGGGAGGAUGAGGAGGAGAAGGAGACAGAGGAAGCAGGCGAGGAGGCCGAGGAAGAGGAGGGCGAGGCAGGCGAGGCGGACGACGGGGGUUAUAUCUGGUAGAUGGCUGAGGGGGAGCUGGGCCAGCAGAGACCAGGACAAAGCAGGCAGCUUAGUGAAUGGAUCCGGAAAGGACUGUCAAAAGGACCCUGGCUUCAAAAGGGAGAACUGGGUGUGUGAGUGUGCAUGGUGUGUGUGGUUCAUGUGUGUGUGCACGUGUGGCAUGUAUUGACAGAUAUGUCCUUGGCUCACACUGUACCUGGCAGUGAGUUGUCCAGAAGCCCCAUUUGGCCUUCUUGUAGUUGUUUCAUUUCUAUUUGUUGUGGAUUUAAAAAAAAAUAUAUAUAUAUUCACACAUAUAUACAGUACCACAAGGUAAAAAGGAAUGAAUUCUACUCACAACCCCUGGCCCCAUCUAAACUCAACUGGAUGGUCUUGUCCUGAUGUGAAAUUUGCUAUUCACAGCUCCACCAGCCUCUGACCCCUGCCUGCCCUUCUCCCUCCUCCUUCUGGAGUCCAGCUCUAGCUUGUGGGUAUGUCCUCAGUGCAGAGGGGAGGGAGGGCAUCCAGCUCUCUACUUGACAGCGUCAGGGGGGUCAUCAAGUGGGGGUGAGAGAGGUGUGUGCCCUAGAAGCUGAACUAGUUUGGCUGUGACACCCUGCCAGUCUCCACUGAGCUGCACUGGUUCACCUUCCACAGCAAGCCCUGCCCCUUUGCUGAAUUCCUCAGUGCUCUGGCAACCCUCCUACCCUGAGCCAGUGUGGCGGGAGGUUGCCAGGAAUGAGCAUGGGGGCAGAAGCUGAGAGGCAGGGAAUGGGGAAGACCUGGCCAGUGUUGCCUGUGGUGAAGCAGGGCAGAAGGGGCCGACUCAUCAUAGAGAGUCUGCUAUCACAGGCUGAGCGCUGGGGACAGGGUAGUCCUGAAUGUCUAACCCCAGCCCAGUUCAGCCCCUUCCUGGGUGUCAGGUGGUGUCCUGGCCUGGGCUGCUUCUUGCAGGUGGUGUGUAUGCAGGUGACCUCUGCUUGGCCUCAUGGGGCGAGGCCCUGCCCUGCCCCCUCCCUAGCCCCCCUCACCUGCUCUGAGUCAUGGAUGAGGCAGCCCUUGAAGAUCCGGGACCGUGGACAGGGGUGGGUGUAUGUGCCACCUCCUCACCUCAACCCUUAACUUGAAAUGCUUCCCUCUGAACAGUUGUCCCAGAAGCCUUGUGAGGGAGGAGCAGUGGGGAGAUGCAUCCUUCCUGCUUUCUCUGAAACCAGGAUCUCUCUCUAUCGCUUCCCUCAAAAAAGAGGACCCACAAACCUAAACUCCUGAAGUUUCCCUUUGUCUCCUCUGAGGGCACCAUAAGAUUACUGAACAGCCUCUUCCAGGCUCUGCAGUGUUCAGGAGCUGUGAAAAGCCAAAGGCCAUGGGCCUGGGGAAGCCAGGCUUCAUACCUUGUGAUUCCCCAAUCUCCCUGUCAGGGUGAAUGAGAAAAUGUCUCAUGUCCUUCACCUCCACCCCCAAUCUUUCCAGUUCUCCUAUUGAAGCAAAUCUCUUAAUAGCUUGGUUAAAAAAUUCUUGCUAGUACUGGGGCUUCUGAAGUUCAUAGGUGUAUGCUGAGUGCUGUGUGUGUGUGUGUGUGUGUGUGUGUGUGUGUGUGUGUGUGUGUGUGUGAGAGAGAGAGAGUAAGUCAGUCUAUGGGCCAUUUCUGGGGCCUGGGAUGUGAGGAGAUGCCGUAUGCGUUGAGUGGGCUGCAGGAUGAGGGGCACACACCACACAAUGAGGUUCCCUGGGAUGGUUCCCAGCCUGGCUCUCCCCAGCUUGUGCAGCACCUGCUGUGUCUGUUGGACUUAAUGGAAGAACUUCACCCAGCCCGCCGCCCCUUUGCUCCACCAAGGAAUCAACAACAUCCAAGUCCUCUCUUGAGGAAAAUAAUGAAACUCUAAUUAGUUCCAUAAACUGCUUCUUAAUCCGCAGCACAGCCCUGACCGUUAAGGUGUCGCUCUGUUCCAGAUCCCCCAUGUGCUCCUGUGCCCUGCCCUGCCUGUUCCCUCUCCCUGUGGCCCCAGCUCAGUUCAGGGAGAGGUCCUCUGCUCUCUUGAGUAGCAGCUCCUCUCACUCAGAGCUACUUGAAACUUUCUGCUCUCGCUAGGGUUGAAGUCUCUUCCCUCUGCCCCAGCUCAGAUGUCUGUACCUGCCCUUCUGGGGGAGGUAUCUCUAGAAGAUUCUGGGGCCUCUGGGGGUGGAGGUGAGCAGAGAGGAAGGGGCCCCUGUACCCUCUUACUGCUUCCCUCCUGGGAGCACAUGCUCCCUCUGCGUCUCUGGGUCCUUCCAGCUGCGCACGUUUUUACGACCUUGUAAAUAUGUUGUAGAAAGAAAGUGAAAGACACUGAGCUAGAGUCUGGAGGGACUGCAGGGGGCUGGCCUUGUCCUGUGUCUGAAACCCUCACUCUUGCUCUUCACUUCUGUCUCUGAGACUGGGGCCACCUGGAGACAGGCAAAAGCAGUGUGACCCUGAGGGCUUGCAAGCCUUAAGUGACUGCUCAGCAGAGCAGCCCUGUGCUUCUUCCUGGAUGAGGCUGCAGCUCCCCACCCGCAAGUCCUGGAUUCACGCCCUGGACUAAGCUACCUGCCUCUGGUCCAUCCCAUGUCUCUCUCUUUGGAUGUCUUGUCCUCCUGCCCCUGCUGCCCUGGCUCAGACUGGUGGAGCAGUGCUGAAGCAUGCUCAAUGGGAAGUUUGGAAGACCAGCUCCUUGCUUGACCCCAGAGCUUCCCUGGGGUCCCCUAGCACACACAGGUGCUGGGAGAGGUGGGGAUGUCGAGGAGGGGGUGGCUUUGAGUAGCAAAGAAUAAAUGUGCCUUGAGAGACCACUCAGAAUGGGUCCAAGGGUGAUACUGGGGAAGGGGCACAAAGAAGUGGGGGGCGUUAAUGAGUGUGGAUGGGACGUCCUGACUGCCCCCUGCUGUCCUGCUAAGGCUGUGACCACCUGUGGGAAGAGGGCGCGGUGUGUGUGUGGGGGGUCAAACGUCCUUCCCAUGCCCACCUGCUCUCGGUGAGCAGGCCACCUGCUCAGCCUUCCAUGUGCCCAUUUGCUUCCAGAGUUCACCUCUGAGUGGGUGGGGCCCGUCAGUAUCCAUGUGGGAACUUUCCAUUUCACCAGAGCUUUGCCCCCAGCCCUUAGGGAGAAGGAAUGACUAGUCCAUGGACACCUGCCCUGACAGGGAGGCCAUGGGCUGGCAGGGGUUCAAAGGGAAGAGACACAGGGGCAUGGGGGUACAAGAAGAGACUCGAGACGUCCUGAGCAAGCUGCUUUAUAGCCUGAAGCUACUUAAACUGUGUUAUGUGCAAUAACUGAGCUUAGAGUUAAGAAUUGUGUUCAAGUGCUUGGGUUUCCGUCUGUAUAUUUAAGUGCUGAAAUCGUAUCUCUAAGUAAUUCUAGAUGUCUUUAAAAAAUACUCGAAAAACCAA
Messenger RNA from Erinaceus europaeus (western European hedgehog), 5034 nucleotides. It is a transcript of the gene SPOCK2, whose product is annotated as SPARC (osteonectin), cwcv and kazal like domains proteoglycan 2. Gene Ontology annotation, molecular function: protein binding; calcium ion binding. The record is from RefSeq and is a predicted model, not a curated record. The transcript has 11 exons. Lineage: Eukaryota; Metazoa; Chordata; Mammalia; Eulipotyphla; Erinaceidae. Bases 372 to 1649 code for a protein of 425 amino acids.